Adineta steineri is the source of this 1008-nucleotide messenger RNA. Lineage: Eukaryota; Metazoa; Rotifera; Eurotatoria; Adinetida; Adinetidae. The record is from the annotation of a GenBank genome assembly.
AUGCAUGAAGUCUCUGUUGUUUACCCCUUGAUUAUGAUACAAAUUAUGAAUAAUCCAUUAUCUCGAUUAGAAUGUUUACCUAAUGAAAUUCUUAUGUAUAUAUUUCAAUAUUUUGAUGCUCGUGAUCUAUUUCGAGCUUUUUAUAAUCUUAAUUAUCAUUUCAAUACAUUACUUCAAUCACUUAAUUAUCUUUCGUUUACUUUAUUAAAAUAUAAAUCUAUUGAAAUUAAUGAUUAUAUUAUAUUUACUUCAUAUAUCUAUACGUUAACAAUAUAUAAUACAGUUGAUAUUGAUUUAAAUAAUUUUACAAACCUACAUCGUCUUAAUCUUAUUGAACCUACAUCGAAUCAAUUAAAACAAAUUGUAUUUAGUACUUUACCUUAUUUAGAACAUUUAACAAUUGGAUAUGAACAUUAUCUUUAUAUAGAUUAUAUUCCUGAAAUAUGUCAGAAAAUAUUUUCCAAUGGUUUUCCUUGUUUAAAAUCUUGUUCAUUAUUUGAACCAAGAAUACUUGAUAUUAUAUCAGAUCUUACACAAUCAACUCAAAUAACUAUUUUAAAAAUGGAUAUGAUUGAUAUGUUAACUUAUACAGAUAUUUUAACAUUAUGUCCUAAUUUAUAUUUUUUUCAAUUUACAAUAAAUCAUCGUGAACAAGAAGAAUUCAAUCCUAUUAAAUUACAUUUCAAUCUUAAACAAAUAAUUAUUCGAUUUCAAAGUCUAAUUCAUACAUUUUCAGAUUAUAUUAUGAAUUAUUAUUUAUCAUGUGUACCAAAUUUAGAACAAUUAACUAUAAAUGAAUUAAAUUAUGAAGUAAAUAUAAAUGACUAUUUAAAUUAUCAUUGGUUUGCGCGUUCAAUUCAUACUUAUUUAUUAAAACUCCAUCGAUUUAAAUAUUAUCUCUCUAUUCUUGAUAUUAAAAAUAUUAAGAAAGAUAAUAUUAAUCAUAUGAAAAUUAAUUUUAAACAUAUUCAUAAAAAUCUCUAUCAAUCUUAUCUUAUUCUUAAUUAA